UUUCCUCUGUUUACUACACACUCUCUCUCUUGUCUUUUGUUUUCUCUCUGAUUCUCUGAAAUCUGCGUUUGCAAAGUUUCUGGGUAAUGCUUUUUAUUUAUUUGUUUUUUAAAAUUUGUGUGUGGUUCUAGGAUUGUGUGCAUUUCAGAAUCUGCAUAUGUCUUGGUUGUCUGUGUCUUCAAAUCGAGGUUGGGGUUCGAGGCUUUGGGGGAUUUGGAUCUGGACACAACAAUUCUAAUAUUUUUCAACAAUUAAAUUGGUAACCGGUGCGGUUGAGAAGGGUUCAGGUUUUGCCGUGAUGGCUUCGAAUCCUCCAUUUCACGUGGAGGAUCAGACGGAUGAGGAUUUUUUUGAUAAACUGGAGAAGGAUGAUGUUGAGCCUGUUAAUUGUGGCCAUGAUGACGUGAAAUCGAUCGCAAAUUCAGGUAUCGGUGACGAUGCUAGAGAAAGUGGGACUGAGCAUAAACGGGAAGAAGAGGAUGUGAAAUUGGAUGGUGGAAAUGCACAAGAGGAAAGUUCAUUGGGAGAUGAUAGUGCGAUUGAUCAUGGUGAUUAUGGGAUGGGAUCGGAGAAUGCGUCGACUUCGAGUUUGAGCAAUAGCAAUGGAAUCUCCAAUUCUGAGGUUAAGGAGGUGGGAUGGAAUUCUUUUUAUGCUGAUUCAAAUGAAAAUGUUGGGUUUGGAUCAUAUUCUGACUUUUUCACUGAAUUGGGAGAUCAAUCUGGCAAACCAUGUCAUCAUUCUAAUAAUGAGGUGAAACCUGGGACUGAAAUUUUAAACGAUGGCUUAAAUUCUUCAGCUAAUUAUGUGCAAUAUCAAGAGGGUCAAGGUUAUGAUGCAAAUGGGCAAGAUCUGAGUAGCACUCAAUAUUGGGAGAAUCUUUAUCCUGGAUGGAAGUAUGAUCACAACACUGGGCAAUGGUAUCAAGUAGAUGACCAUAAUGCUACUCGAGGAAGCAAUGAAGCCAAUACAAUUGCGGAUUGGACAACUACUUCUGAUGCUAAAGCCAAGGUCUCUUAUAUGCAACAAACUAUGCAAUCUGUUGCUGGAACUAAUUUAGCUGAAAGUUUAUCAAGCUGGAAUCAAGUUUCACAAGAGAAUAAUGGGUAUCCGAAACAUAUGGUUUUUGACCCUCAGUAUCCCGGUUGGUAUUAUGACAUGAUUGCCAAAGAAUGGCUCUCGUUAGAAAAUUACCAUUCAUUUAUUCACUCUGCUUCUCAUGGACAUGAGAGUGGGCAUGACUUUACUUCUACUGAAACUUAUGGGUCAUGGGGCGCUGGUAGUCAGGCUGUAGAUGAUAGAUGGAGUGGUUCAUAUGGUAUUAAUCAUCAACAAGGUUUGUACCCAUAUAAAACUGAGACUACUAGUAGAAGUGGGGAUAAUACAACUUCUAGUGGAAACCAACAACUUGACCAUUCUUUUGGUUCUAGUAUUUCUGUCAACAAAGAUCAACAAAAUAAUUCUACAUCCUUAACAGCAGUUCCAUUGUACAAUAAAGUGAACCAUGAUCAUGAUUUGGCUAAUGAAACUCUUGAAAUGCAAAGCUUUGCCCCUAGUGGGAAUGUUGCUCAACAUUUUAAUUAUUCAAAUACACAGUUUGAUGGACCAAAUAAUUUCUCAAAUGAAUAUGCCAAAAGUCAGAAAUCCUUCACUUAUUCCCAGGCCCAGCAAUCAUUCCAGGGUGGGGAUCAGUAUUCUUAUGCCCAGCAUGCUGGAAGAUCGUCAGCUGGACGUCCUCCUCAUGCCUUAGUAACCUUUGGAUUUGGUGGAAAACUCAUUGUAAUGAAAGAUUCUAAUUUUUCGAGCUCACCCUAUGGAAGCCAGACUACUGUCCAGAGCUCUGUUUCUGUGUUAAAUUUGAUGGAAGUUGUCGCCAGCAACAUUGAUUCUUCCAACAUUGGAAAUGGCACUGGUGAUUAUUUUCGUGCUCUCUGCCGACAAUCUUUCCCGGGUCCAUUGGUUGGUGGGAGUGUUGGAAGUAAAGAGUUGUACAAAUGGAUAGAUGAGAGGAUUGCACACUGUGGAUCAACUGACACAGAUUAUAAGAAAGGUGAAAGGUUAAGACUCCUUCUCUACUUGCUUAGAAUAGCCUGUCAACAUUAUGGAAAACUACGUUCACCUUUUGGUACGAACACCAUACUAAGAGAAAAUGAUAUUCCUGAGUUAGCAGUUGCAAAGCUUUUUGCAUCUGCCAAGACGAGUAGCAGGGAUUUCAAUCAGUAUGCUAUGUUGAGCCACUGCCUGCAAAAUUUGCCUUCUGAAGCUCAAAUGCGGGCAACGGCUUCUGAGGUACAAAACCUUCUUGUCUCUGGCAAAAAGAGGGAGGCUUUGCGGUAUGCACAAGAAGGUCAGUUGUGGGGACCUGCACUUGUUCUUGCUUCACAACUUGGUGAUCAGUUCUAUGCUGAUACAGUGAAACAAAUGGCACUUCGUCAGUUGGUUUCAGGAUCACCUCUGCGCACGUUAUGCCUUCUAAUUGCUGGACAACCAGCUGAAGUUUUCUCUUGCGACAACUCAGUCAGAGGGGAUCUUAGUGCCUUUAGUAUGCCUCAGCAGCCUACACAGUUUGGAUCUAAUGCCAUGCUUGACGACUGGGAGGAGAAAUUAGCUGUAAUAACUGCAAACAGAACCAAAGAUGACGAACUUGUAAUUAUUCAUCUUGGCGAUUGCUUGUGGAAGGAGAGAAGUGAGAUCAUUGCUGCACACAUCUGCUAUUUAGUUGCUGAAGCGAACUUUGAGUCAUACUCAGAUAGUUCAAGGCUCUGUCUAAUUGGAGCAGAUCAUUUGAAAUUUCCUCGAACUUACUCUAGUCCAGAGGCUAUCCAGAGGACUGAAUUUUACGAAUAUUCAAAGGUGCUUGGAAACUCUCAGUUUAUUUUGCUUCCAUUUCAGCCAUAUAAGCUUAUUUAUGCAUAUAUGCUAGCUGAAGUGGGAAAGGUUUCAGACUCGUUGAAGUACUGCCAAGCAGUACUGAAAUCCCUAAAAACUGGUCGCGCACUAGAAGUAGAAACAUGGAAACAAUUGGUAUUAUCUCUUGAAGAGAGGAUUAGAACCCACCAACAGGGUGGUUAUGCUGCAAAUUUGGCUCCUGCAAAAUUAGUGGGAAAAUUGCUCAACUUUUUUGAUAGUACUGCACAUCGAGUUGUUGGUGGUUUACCACCACCUGCUCCAUCAUCAUCUCAUGGAACUGUUCAUGGAAACGGGCCACCUUACGAACCUAUUGCUAACAGAGUAUCUAACAGUCAAUCAACAAUGGCAAUGUCAUCCUUAGUUCCAUCUGAUUCGAUGGAAGCUAUUAGUGAUUGGACAACUGACAAUAAUAGAACAACAAAGCCUAAUAGAAGUGUUUCAGAGCCAGACUUUGGUAGAAGCCCCCGCCAGGGAGCCUCACCUGACACGCAAGAAAAAACAUUAGAACCAGGGGGUACAUCUCGCUUUUCUCGUUUCGGUUUUGGUUCACAACUUCUACAAAAGACAAUGGGACUAGUCUUGAGACCUCGCCCUGGCAAACAGGCUAAAUUGGGUGAAAAGAACAAGUUCUAUUAUGAUGAAAAAUUGAAAAGAUGGGUAGAGGAAGGUGUUGAACCUGUAUCUGAAGAAACUGCACUGCCACCCCCUCCUAAAACUGUUGCUUUUCAGAAUGGUUCAACUGAAUACAACUUGAAAUCUGCACUGAAGAAUGAAGGAUCACCUUCUAACGAGGCACACGAUUUAAAAACUUCAAGCCCUGAACAUACACCAGGGAUUCCACCAAUACCACCUAGCACAAAUCAUUUCACUGCUCGUGGUCGCCAUGGUGUUCGAUCAAGGUAUGUUGACACUUUCAACCAAGGUGGUGGAAGUUCUGCAAAACUGUUUGGGUCAACAUCUGUGAAACCUGUCCAUGCUGCCAAUGCAAAGUUUUUUAUUCCUACACCAUCACCAAAUGAGCAGACAGUGGAGGCUACAGUAGAAAGUAAUAAAGAAGAUAAUCUAACUAAUGAAAGUCCUUCAACAUCUUCUAGAAAUGAUUCGUCGUACCAACCUCCACCACCAUCGGCUAGGCAAAGGUUUCCAAGCAUGGGUAAUAUCUCAUUCCAAGAAGCAAUGACGAAUGGCAGUAACUCUCAUUCGCCUCAUUCACGCCGAACUGCUUCAUGGAGUGGGACUCUUGGUGAUUUAUUUAGUCCCACAAAAAUGGGUGACAAUAAUAAUCCUUUUGGUGAAGCUUUGGAAAUGCCACAACAUAUGAAAAGUGAGAGUGAGAAAUUUGGAGAAGAUCUUCACGAGGUUCAACUUUGAGCAUAUAAUUAACUUGUAAAUAUCAAAUUUUGUUUAUGGAGUAGCUGGUUUGGAAUUGUAGUACAUAUCAAGUGAUUAAGUGAAGUUCAUAAAAGACAAAAGACAAAAUGUUAUGGGACUUGACACAUUUUACCUCGUACGUGAGUAGCACAACUCAUUUGUUCAUUUUGUUAAACAAGAAAACAUAAUAUCCCUCGAGAAAGAGGCCUCAACAGACCAAGGACAAAUGGGUGGUCUAUGAAAGUGUGAAAUAUUUUGCCCUUUUGUAAUUAUUUCAGUUAUCAGAUGAAAUAUAAUUUAAAAUUGUAAUGGUUUGUUAAGCCAA
Messenger RNA from Cajanus cajan (pigeon pea), 4604 nucleotides. RefSeq names its product protein transport protein SEC16B homolog. Gene Ontology annotation, cellular component: ER to Golgi transport vesicle membrane; endoplasmic reticulum exit site. The record is from RefSeq and is a predicted model, not a curated record. Gene Ontology annotation, biological process: Golgi organization. NCBI's taxonomy places the organism in Eukaryota, Viridiplantae, Streptophyta, Magnoliopsida, Fabales, Fabaceae.